Messenger RNA from Theileria equi strain WA, 1065 nucleotides. RefSeq lists its product as hypothetical. Gene Ontology annotation, cellular component: cytoplasm; cytosol. The record is from RefSeq and is a predicted model, not a curated record. Gene Ontology annotation, biological process: protein ufmylation. The coding region runs from base 37 to 1065 and encodes 342 amino acids. The transcript has 2 exons. Lineage: Eukaryota; Apicomplexa; Aconoidasida; Piroplasmida; Theileriidae. Gene Ontology annotation, molecular function: UFM1 activating enzyme activity.
AGUCUAUAGAUAUUUUCCACUAAAUAUAAUCGCAAAAUGAGUAGCUUAAAGGAUGAUCCAGCUUCUAGGCUGAAGGCCCUCGAGAGAAUGGGUGUUCUUAAGGAUUAUGGAGCGAUACACAAAUGUACAGUAAUAAUCGUAGGAAUUGGUGGAGUUGGCGCGGUUGUGGCUGAAAUGUUGACAAGAUGUGGGAUAGGAAAACUAAUAUUAUUCGAUUAUGAUGAUGUUGAACUUGCCAAUAUGAAUAGACUAUUUUAUACGCCUAAUCAAGUUGGCCUUCCCAAAGUAAAGGCUGCCGAAGAAACGCUUAAAAAUAUUAACAAUGCGGUCAUAAUAGACACAAAUAAUUACAACAUAUGUAAAGACUAUCAAAUAUUUUAUGAUAAAAUAACAACCGGAGGAUUGAAUGGAGAACAGGUUAAUCUGGUUUUGAGUUGUGUUGAUAAUUAUGCUGCACGUGUUGCAAUUAAUAAGGCGUGUUGUCAAGCUGAUCAGGUCUGGAUGAAUUCAGGAGUAUCUGAAAAUGCAACAAGUGGUCAAAUACAAACUUGUAUUCCCGGAAUAACGGCAUGCUUCCUUUGUGCUCCUCCUUAUAUUGUUGCAACAAAUGGAAAUGAGAAUACAAUUAAGCGUGCUGACGUAUGUACAGCGAGUCUACCAACAACAAUGGGUGUAGUUGCUGGAUUAUUAGCCCACAAUGCUUUGAAGUACCUUCUAAAAUUUGGUGCCGUUACCAAAUUUUUGACAUACAAUUCUCUACAAGAUUAUUUUCCAUCUUACUCCAUGUCCCAUAGCCCUGAUUGUACUGAAAAAUAUUGUCUGGAACAGCAAGAAAAAAAGCGUGGAUUUGUUGAACAUGAAACUCAGAAUGAGCCAGAAUCAGAGGCCAUCGAACACUCCACCAAUGAGUAUCAUAUUAAAUUGGUAGAUGAAAGUGGUUUGCGAGAAGUUAUAAAGGAGGAUACUCAAAAAUGUGCUCAAGACGAUUUGCCAGCUGUUAAGCUGUCUGUUAGUGAAUUAAGAAAACAGUUGUUAGAUGCAUCAAUUACCAAAAAUUCAACCUAG